This is a messenger RNA of Gavialis gangeticus (Gharial), 3879 nucleotides long. RefSeq names its product ADP ribosylation factor GTPase activating protein 2 (gene ARFGAP2). The coding region runs from base 46 to 1668 and encodes 540 amino acids. The record is from RefSeq and is a predicted model, not a curated record. Gene Ontology annotation, biological process: COPI coating of Golgi vesicle. Gene Ontology annotation, molecular function: GTPase activator activity. NCBI's taxonomy places the organism in Eukaryota, Metazoa, Chordata, Crocodylia, Gavialidae. The transcript is spliced from 17 exons.
CUGGCGGCGCCCCGUCGCCGCGGUGUUGCCUGGGAAGGAGAGAUCAUGGCGGCCGAGCCGAGUAAGGUGGAGAUUCAGACCCUGUUCAAGCGGCUGCGGGCGGCGCCGGCCAACAAGUGCUGCUUCGACUGCGGCGCCAAGAACCCGAGCUGGGCCAGCGUCACCUACGGCGUCUUCCUCUGCAUCGACUGCUCGGGUGCGCACCGCUCGCUGGGCGUGCACCUCAGCUUCAUCAGGUCUACAGAGCUGGAUUCAAACUGGAGUUGGUUCCAGCUGAGGUGUAUGCAAGUGGGCAGCAACACCAAUGCGACUGCCUUCUUCCGCCAACAUGGAUGCACCACCACAGAUGCCAAUGCCAAGUAUAACAGUCGGGCUGCCCAGAUGUACAGAGAGAAGAUCAGGCAGCUGGCUAGUGCUACCAUGGCCAAGUAUGGCACUGAUCUCCUGAUAGAUGGGUUGAGUGGAACACCUGGCCAUUCUCCUGAAAAGAGUGAUGCUGACUUCUUCAUGGAGCACACACAGCCUUGUGGUAUAUGGGACAUUGCAGAGGCCAGUCAGAAUCCUGCACAGUCCUCACUGGAGAUGGAGAGAGCAGCCAAACCAUCUGAAGCCAGCACAAUGUCACAGUCUAACCAAGGCCCGUCUAUUGACCUGUUAAGCACAUCCCCCAAAGCUCCUGUGGACGUGUCCAUGUGUCUGUCUACACACAGGCCUCCACCUGCCAGAGAAUUAAAACCUUCCCUAAUUGGCAAGAAGAAGCCAGGAACUGCCAAGAAAGGGUUGGGUGCGAAAAAGGGUCUUGGAGCCCAGAAAGUAAGCAGCCAGAGCUUUACUGAGAUUGAGCGGCAGGCCCAGGUGGCUGAGAAGCUGAGGGAGCAGCAAGCUGUGGAGUCUGGAAAACAAGCUGAGGAAUCCAUAGUUACCUCAAUGCGACUGGCCUAUCAGGAAUUGCAGCUUGAUCGAAAGAAGGAGGAGAAGAAACUUCAGAACUUGGAAGGAAAGAAACGUGAACAAGCUGAGAGACUGGGCAUGGGAUUGGUGUCCAGAAGUUCUGUCUCGCACUCGGUGCUGUCUGAGAUGCAAGUAAUUGAGCAGGAGACCCCACUGGCAGCAAAAUCUUCCCGCUCCAGGUUGGACUUAUUUGAGGAUGCUGGAGGCUUUACAUCUGGACCCCCCAAGUAUAAAGAUAACCCCUUCUCACUGGGAGAUGCCUUCAGUUCACGAUGGGAAACGGACUCCUCCUGGGGUGUCGACAAAGGGGAGGAAGAGGCUGAAGUGACAAUUUCCAGCAUCCGGCCCAUUGGAGAGAGACCCACCAAUCGGAAGGAGGCAGAGAGCAGGGCAUCCAUAGUGGAAUCAAAUGAAGCUCGGCAGAAAUUUGCAGGGGCCAAAGCCAUCUCCUCAGACAUGUUCUUUGGGCGGGAAGCUGAUGCUGAGUAUGAAGCCAGGUCCCGAUUGCAGCAGCUUUCAGGCAGCAAUGCCAUCAGCUCCGCAGACCUCUUUGGGGAGGCUGAGAACACACAUUCAGGUGGGGUGUCAAUUGGGAAUGUGCUACCUGCAGCUGACAUCGCUCAAUUCAAGCAAGGAGUGAAAUCUGUUGCUGGGAAAAUGGCUGUUCUAGCCAAUGGUGUGAUGAACUCACUUCAGGAUCGUUAUGGCUCUUAUUGAUGAACCAGGGACUGCAACUCACAGGGAUGUCAGCAGAGGCACUGAUUUCACUUUGAAUUGCCUGGAGUAAACUGCAGGAUUGUGUUUUAAUGUGUCUGGGGUGGGGUGGGGGGAAAUGGCCAUGUCCUAAAUCCUUUUUAAAUAGCUCUGGACUCUGAUCUGUACUGGAAUCGGUAUGCCCUCAAACAUGACCCUACCUGUUUAACCAAUGAAGAGGGAGGCCUUUUUCCAGAAACUCACACUGCUCUGAACCGUGGAACAGAAGCUACCAGUUGCGGCCAUUAUGAAUGCUCCAGACCUCCCUGGCCCACAUCUUGUUGUCUUAAAAGUGACUGCUGUAACCAGGAGCUCUCUAGAUGCCAUGUGUUCUGCUCAGUGCUGCUAACUGGUGCCCCUUCUCAUACAGGCUAGUACAGCAGAGAUGACAGCACUGGGUGGAAAGAUGUGUUCAGUUACCAUAGGCCAGGAGAAGAGGUGGGGAUGGAGGAGCUGCGGUUACCAGUGAAGAUGGGGUGGGGGUUUCCCAGUGCCUGCAUUUUGCAGCAUGAUGCAAUGUUACUGCUUACUGCUGUAAAAUCAAGUCACAUGACAGUCUUUGAAUUAGGAAAAGUGCUUGGGCAUAACAAUCUAGUAAAGCAAAAAAUUAGCCCCUGUUUACAUUGGGCAGCAGAAACCCUGGAUCUGGAGGGAGCUAAACCUGGCAAAGGUGCCUACCUGCAAGGUGGGUGGAGCAGCCCAGUCUUCUAGUGUUUCCCCAGCUGCUUCUAACUCUGAGGCAAGGGUUUGCUCUACCCAGGCAGAACAUGUCAGAGUUGCUGUAGCAUGUGAUGUGGAGAAUUGUGUAAGGUUUGCAGUUAAAAGAUACCUCCUGGCCGCUUGCUUCCUGAUCUCCCUUGCAUUGGGCCCUUGAGGGCUGGGUGCAGUGUCUUUGGCAAUGGAAGAAAGGCAUCUCUCUCUCCCUUUUUUUAAAUUACAAUUCUUUCUAAAAAGGGAGGUAGUGGCCAAUUGUUCCACACGCCCAGCUUCAUGUGGAGUCCACCUGUGCCCAGGGGCAUGCGCCUGCUCCACUGGGCCUCCCCACUCCUGGUUUGCACUGACUUGUUCUAUCUGAAUUCCAUGCCCUAGCCACCUCCUGUCUGUGCAUAUGAAGAUGGGAAUAGCUUUUGUUAUUGGCAGAGGCUGUACCCUGUUCUUCUUCCCUUAUAGCAACUUUGGACCUUUGCUUCAAGUUAUCUUACUUGAAUUAACUGUCUCUGUGGGGAGCAGAGGAACUGGAGGAAGCGAUGGGCUGAUCUUUGUUCUCCCCGCAGUGCUGCUUUGAGGCCUAGGUAGCAAGGGAAUCUUCUCUAUUGCAGCCAGCAAUGAGCACAGUGCAGAGUGUGUGGAGCCUUUGCAUGUAGCGCACCUGCCUGGGAGCCUCCCUCAUUGUGUCUUAAUGCCUUGCCACUGGCAGGUGAAACUACUUCAUGAUACUGAGUUCUCUCCUUAUUUCACCUGGGGAGCUGCAUUAUGAUUUGAUAAAGACUUCAGUACUGCACCAAUUGUCAGCAAAGAGGUAGCUUCAGCCAGUGGCUACUAUGCCCUGCCCAUACUGGUCUGGACUCUCCUGCCAGCCCUUUGCCAUCAGUGGCUACAGGUUGGGCCUGCUUCCCCUGUAAAAGGGACACAGUCUCUCUUUCCCACAUCUGGAUGGGCAUUAGUAAAUCCUACGCUGAUGGGCCUGUUUGUUGGAGGGAGGGAAAGGAGGGAGAUGGGAGGGCUCUAGCCCGUGCCUUCAGGGCUGAGCAGGGUCUAACCCUUCCCCCAGCCUGCUGUUCUUCAUCGCACAGUGCAGUAGUCACUGACUUUUUCCUUACAAACUUGAAAGAGGUGAGUGUCUGCCUUGUCUUUCUGCAAAUUUUCUUUCACCCCACCCCUGUGCUCCCUCAGUUUCUGUUCCUUGGGCUCUGAAAUAUGCACUGAUGCUUAGAUUUUAACUAUCAAGUUGUCUCAAGAGUGAAGCACAGGCAGCCUCUCCCGCACCCUGCUUCGGAGAAUGGUGGGUGUUCCUUGGGGCCUGAUAUUCUCUCUGCUCUUCUCUGGGUUGUUUAUAUUAUGUAGGAGAUAAUGGUAUUAAUGUGCUAUGUUUGUGGCAGGGCUCGAGGCUCUGCUGUAUAAGGGGGAGUGAAGUGGAACUUUUUCCUCAGCUGAAUAAAAGAACCCCCUGUGUGA